Molecule: messenger RNA, 1482 nt
Organism: Sphaerodactylus townsendi
Lineage: Eukaryota; Metazoa; Chordata; Lepidosauria; Squamata; Sphaerodactylidae
Gene: TRNAU1AP
Product: tRNA selenocysteine 1 associated protein 1
Exons: 9
Coding region: 193-1068 (291 amino acids)
Biological process (GO): selenocysteine incorporation
Cellular component (GO): nucleus
Molecular function (GO): tRNA binding
Source: RefSeq, a predicted model, not a curated record
CGCGCCUUCAGUCCGGCGGCGGCGAAGAAGCGGCUGCCUCCCGUGGGAGCGCGCGCCGGAGGGGAAGCGAAGCGGGCCGCGGCGCUGGAGAGCCCCGGGAGGACGAGGCGGAAGAGGCGGCGGCGGGGCUGAGAAGGGAGGCCUCCCCGUCGCCCCCUCCCACCCUCCGCCGCCCUGGGCCGCGGGACCAGCAUGGCCGCCAGCCUGUGGAUGGGCGACCUGGAGCCAUAUAUGGACGAGAACUUCAUUUCAAGAGCUUUUGCCACUAUGGGGGAGCUGGUCCUGAGUGUCAAAAUCAUCCCAGAUUGCCCAGGGAUUCCGGCAGGCUAUUGCUUUGUAGAAUUUGCUGAUCUAGCCACUGCUGAAAAAUGUUUACAUAAAAUCAACGGCAAACCUCUUCCUGGUGCCACACCUACAAAGCGAUUUAAAUUAAACUACGCAACUUACGGAAAGCAGCCAGACAACAGUCCAGAAUAUUCAUUAUUUGUGGGAGAUCUUUCCCCGGAUGUGGACGACGGGAUGAUAUACGAGUUCUUCGUUAAAGUAUACCCAUCUUGCAGGGGUGGCAAAGUUGUUGUAGACCAGACGGGUGUUUCCAAGGGCUAUGGUUUUGUGAAAUUCUCAGAUGAAUUGGAGCAGAAAAGAGCACUGGUGGAGUGCCAGGGUGCCGUGGGUCUUGGUACCAAACCGAUACGCUUGAGCGUUGCCAUACCAAAAGCUAAUCGUUUGAAGACAGUUGAAUACAAUCAGAUGUACAACUAUAACUACAACCAGUACUACCAGCAAUAUCAGAACUAUUACGCCCAUUGGGGGUACGACCAGAACACAGGCAGUUACAGCUACAGCUAUCCACAGUACGGCUACACACAAAAUACCAUGCAGACCUAUGAAGAGGUUGGUGAAGAUGCGUUAGAAGGCUUCCUCCCGUUUCCAGAUCCGAUGCCCCAGACGGAUGUGAGCGAAGCCAACAAACAAUUCAUGGAGCAGAGCGAGGAGCUUUAUGACGCCUUGAUAGAAUGCCACUGGCAGCCUUUGGACAGUGUCUCUUCGGAGAUCCAAGCUGUAUAAGGGCCUGCGUUGCGUAUACGCCAUCUCCAAGCAAGAAGCCAGCGUGCCCAAGGGUCUCUGCCGAGCGCACAGAGCCAGCCACGGCGAAAGGGUUGGCCUCCCUUUCCUCCGGAUCCCCCGGCUUGAGAACAGUAUGGAGGAAGACCCGCGGCACUUCCUGUACAGGGCGAGUGGCGGAGGAGCGUUGCGGUCACGCUUUUAUUCAUGAUGAAAAUUUAGAACUGAAGAUGCGUAGGAUUUUUGUUUUUGUUUUUUUGGAGGGGGAAGAUUUUUUUGUUUUAUUUUUUGUCUCGGAGCAGACUGUUAACACUUUCUGGAGUUGUAAUUUAUGAACCUUAAGGCAGGGUGGGGGGAGAUGAUGUGGGAAAACUUUUACUUCGGUAUACAAUUAAAAAAAUUAUCUUUUCCACUGUG